Molecule: messenger RNA, 867 nt
Organism: Mycena indigotica
Lineage: Eukaryota; Fungi; Basidiomycota; Agaricomycetes; Agaricales; Mycenaceae
Exons: 8
Coding region: 1-867 (288 amino acids)
Source: RefSeq, a predicted model, not a curated record
AUGGCUCAGGGGGUCCCGUCAAUAAACAUUCACACAACACUUAUUGUUGACCUACGAAGGACUGCACUUGCAGGUACCGCUGCUUUAAUAUGGGAGACCUUAAUUACGUUUGGAGACGAAGUCCGAUACAUUUGGCCAAAACCUAAUAACGCCUGGAUCAAAUACGCUUACCUGUUUUUGCGGUACUUUCCGCUCGCCGUGCAUAUUUGUAACCGUAUCGUCUCUGAAUUGGUCUUCCAAGAAAUUGACCUGGGAUACUCAGCUUUACGCGGCUGGUACGCAGUGCAAGUCCUCAUGGCCCACUUGGCCAUGUCUGGUGUUGAGCUCGUUAUGAUGGCGAGAGUCUACGCUCUUUAUAAUAACAGCCGUCUCAUCGGUCGUGGGUUUGCGUGUCUGUGGUUAAUCGAAACUGCGGUUGUGAUCAUAGGUCUUGUUGUAACACUCCCCGGACUGCAUUUCGAGCAAGAGUUCUUCGUAACGAAAGCCCCCCACUCUUUCGCGUACUUGGCCAUCUCUACUCUAGUCUCUCAAGCCGUCAUCUUCGCCCUCACUUUUGCAAAAUAUCUACAAGGAGAAUGGGAAGGCACUAGUCUUAUUCACUUACUCGUGCGAGAUGGCACGCUCGUUUACAUUAUCUUCUUCGUAAGCACGUUAACGGCGGCCAUCUACAGUCUCCAUUCCUUCGCCUUCGGUAUGGCUGAAUACUCCUGGCUUCUCACCAUCAUCUCAACCGUGGGAUGUCGACUGAUUCUCAACAUGCAACGACUACCGUCACGAUCCAAUGACCCCAGUUCUUCGUCGCAUAGAACGUCAAGUAUGGAAUUGACCACUCUCUACAUGGGAAGGUCAUCGGUUUACAACGUAUAG